AUGUCCGGUCAAUCGAAGCUCUCCCCCUGGCAGAGCGCCGUCGCAGGGGCCACUGGAGCCGUUGUUGCAAAUGCCCUCGUAUACCCCUUAGAUAUCGUGAAGACUCGGCUACAAGUUCAGGUCAAGUCCCAGAAACUACCGAGAGGUGACUUCUCCGAUGGCACGGUGCAUUACGAUUCUACAAUUGAUGCAAUCAAGAAGAUCCUUGCCGAUGAAGGCCUCUCUGGGCUAUACUCCGGCAUAAAUGGCUCUCUUAUCGGAGUCGCAUCGACGAACUUCGCAUACUUCUAUUGGUAUUCUACUGUCCGAACCCUAUAUAUGAAAUCACGACCGAACCAAAAACUCGGUACCGCUGCUGAGCUAGCUCUGGGCGCCGUUGCUGGAGCUAUUGCUCAGGUUUUCACAAUCCCUGUUGCGGUUAUCACAACGAGGCAGCAAACACAGCCGAAGGGGGAGAAAAAGGGACUUAUUGAUACGGGGAAAGAGGUCGUCAAUAGCGAGGAUGGAUGGAGUGGUCUAUGGAGAGGUCUUAAGGCCAGUCUUGUUCUGGUAGUCAACCCGGCUAUUACGUACGGUGCCUAUCAACGCCUUAGAGAGAUCAUAUACCCAGGCAAGAAUAAUCUGCGGCCUAUGGAAGCAUUCUUGUUGGGCGCCAUGUCCAAGAGUUUGGCUACAAUCAUCACCCAGCCGCUGAUUGUAGCCAAGGUUGGUCUACAGUCUCGCCCACCGGCAUCCAGAAAAGGAAGACCUUUUAAGAGUUUUGUUGAAGUGAUGAGUUACAUCGUCGAGCAUGAAGGUACCCUAGGUCUUUUCAAAGGAAUCGGCCCCCAGAUUAUGAAAGGCCUAUUGGUUCAAGGCCUUCUAAUGAUGACCAAGGAGAGGAUCGAACUGCUCUUUGUUCUACUCUUCGCCUACCUGCGAACCCUGAAGAAGGAGAAACUCCAGAAAGUCGCUGAUGCUGCUGCUGCUAAAGCAAAGCAAUCAAUGCCAGCGACCCUAAAAUAG
Messenger RNA from Trichophyton rubrum CBS 118892, 1005 nucleotides. RefSeq lists its product as uncharacterized. Bases 1 to 1005 code for a protein of 334 amino acids. The transcript has 4 exons. Gene Ontology annotation, biological process: transmembrane transport. Lineage: Eukaryota; Fungi; Ascomycota; Eurotiomycetes; Onygenales; Arthrodermataceae. The record is from RefSeq and is a predicted model, not a curated record.